AAUAACAACAACAACCAGCAUGUAUUCUCAGUGAUGUUUUCCAUUUGAGGGACAGUGUCUUUUGGCUAGAAACAAGCUGCCCAGAGAAACUGUGGUGCCCCAUCCCUGCAGGUGCUCAAGGCCAGGUUGUAUGGGGCCCUGGGCAGCUGAGCUGCUGGGGGGCAGCCCUGUGCAUGGCAUGGGGUGGGACUGGAUGGGCUUUGAGAUCCCUUCCAAUCCAUGCCAAUCUGUGAUUCUAAAGUUCCUCCAAAUCAACUAACUCAUUUUGGGCACGCAAUUCUCUUCCUAAAAAGUGCUGUUUCUUGCUGCGGCAUAUAUGGGAUAGUCCUUGUGGGGUGCUGCAUGGACGAGCUGUGUGACAGCCCUUAAAACAAGGAAGCAAAGUGUGCAUGGAAUUUAAAUGAAAUACCUGGGAACAGCUCUGUCUUGAAUUUCUUCAACCUGUUUCUGUAUAAGUUCCGGAAGCAGCUGAUCAUUAAAGCCGCAAAGCCUUUCCGCAGGACAAAAGCAGGCAGUCCUUGGGAGAGAUAAACCUUUAGUUGACAAACAUGGCUGCACUACUAUGUGUGCGCGGAGUGGAACACAUCGGCACGGUAUGAGGUCUCACAGCUCUGGGGGACGCACUCGCAAGGAAAGCCUCAAUUUUUCAAGCCCUUGGCGAUGUCAGUCACAUAGGAACGCUGCGCAAUGCCUUGGCUUAGCAGUGCCUCCCCCGCCCUGCCCAGACGCUUCGCACCGUCCCCAUCUCCCUCCCCACCACGCUCCCGCAGAGCACCAGCUCAUUCAUUGCGACUCUCCAGAACUUUUUCGGGCGCUCAGCGAUCACAGCUGGGAGAGCUGCGGGGAGGGGGCACCUCGAUGGGGCUCCGUGGGUGUGCAUGGGUGCGGGAGCGGGGCGGAGCGGCCGGGGGGAGCCUAUAAGACGGGCGCGCUCGGCGGGGCGGGCAGCGGAGAGUCUCUACCGGCUGCAGCAGCGAUGGUGACGGGCAGCGGCGGGCGGCGGCUGCUGCUGGUUCUGCUGGCGGCGGUUGCACUGCUCGGGGCGCCGGGACGUGGCCAGCCCCGAGGUCUGUUUCCUGCCAUUUUGAACCUGGCCAGCAAUGCUCACAUCUCCACCAAUGCCACCUGUGGGGAGAAGGGACCAGAGAUGUUCUGCAAAUUGGUUGAGCACGUCCCAGGACGGCCACUGCGCAAUGCUCAGUGUCGAGUUUGUGACCGCCACAGUGCCAAUCCCAAAGAACAGCACCCAAUCUCCAGUGCAAUUGAUGGUACAAAUAACUGGUGGCAAAGUCCCAGCAUUCAGAAUGGGAGGCAAUACCACUGGGUCACCAUCACUUUGGAUCUAAGACAGGUCUUUCAAGUUGCAUAUGUCAUCAUCAAAUCUGCUAAUGCUCCACGACCUGGAAACUGGAUUUUGGAACGCUCCAUAGAUGGCACAGAGUUCAAACCAUGGCAGUACUAUGCAAUUAGCGACACAGAGUGUUUAACUCGUUAUAAUAUUACACCAAGAGUUGGGCCGCCAACUUACAAGAGAGAUGAUGAAGUGAUCUGCACCUCUUACUAUUCCAGACUAGUUCCUCUGGAACAUGGAGAGAUUCACACAUCUCUGAUCAACGGCAGGCCUAGCGCUGAUGAUCCUUCACAAAAGCUUUUGGAAUUUACUUCUGCGCGAUACAUUCGCCUACGACUGCAGCGUAUUAGAACCCUUAAUGCUGACCUCAUGACUCUCAGCCAUCACGAUCCAAAAGAACUCGAUCCCAUUGUUACCAGAAGGUACUACUAUUCAAUAAAGGACAUCUCUGUUGGUGGCAUGUGUAUUUGCUAUGGACACGCUCGAAGCUGCCCCCUGGAUGAAGUCACAAAGAAAUUGCAGUGCCAGUGUGAGCAUAACACGUGUGGCGAGAGCUGUAACAGAUGCUGUCCGGGUUACCAUCAAAAACCAUGGAGACCAGGAACCAUUUCUGCUGGGAACAAAUGUGAGAAGUGCAACUGUCAUAACAAAGCUGAGGAUUGUUAUUACAAUCAGAGUAUUGCAGAUCAAAAAAGGAGCAUGAAUAUUCAUGGCCAGUACACAGGAGGUGGUGUCUGUUUAAACUGUUCUCAACAUACUACUGGGAUCAACUGUGAAAUGUGUGCUGAUGGAUAUUUUAGACCACAGAAAGUUUCUCCCUAUGACGAUCAUCCAUGCUAUCCUUGUGGCUGCGAUCCAUUUGGGUCUCUGAGUUCUGUCUGUGUUAAAGAUGAGCACCAGUCUGAUUCACAGCAUGGGACUUGGCCAGGGCAGUGUCAAUGCAGAGAUGGUUACACAGGGGAAAAAUGUGACCGUUGUGCAUUUGGAUAUCGGGGUUAUCCAAACUGCUUGCGUUGCAACUGCAGCCUUGUUGGUAGCAUUAAUGAAGAUCCAUGCACAGAACCUUGUCUUUGCAAAGAAAAUGUAGAAGGUGAAAACUGUGACCUCUGUAAACCAGGAUUCUACAACCUCCAAGAAAGAAAUCCUCAAGGCUGCACAGAAUGCUUCUGUUUUGGGGUUUCUGAUGUCUGUGACAGCCUAACAUGGCCCAUCAGUCAGAUUUCAGACAUGGCUGGAUGGCUUAUUACUGAUCUCUAUAAUGCAAAGGGUGUGCAACCUCAGCGAGGCCAAUUUGAUGGUCCCCGUCAAAUAAGCAUCAACAACACUGAUGCUGUGAAAAUUCUGAAACAUACUUACUACUGGUCAGCACCUGAACCGUAUCUAGGAAAUAAACUCACAGCUUUUGGUGGGGAUUUGAAGUAUACCGUGUCUUACGACAUUCCGAUGGACAGUAUGGACAGUGAUAUAGUAUCUAGCGUGGAUGUCAUCAUUAAGGGCAACGGUCAGAUUUUGAGCACAAGAGCAGCGGGUUUGUCAUUACAGCCCUAUGAGGAGUACUCUAAUUCAGUGAGAUUGGUAUCAGACAAUUUUAUAGAUUUCAAUACAAAAAAAGCCAUAGACCGAGAAAGGCUGAUGACUGUUCUGGUGAAUGUGACCCAUCUUCUGAUCAGGGCCAACUACAACAUUGCCAAAAAAGCUGUGUACAGGCUGGACUCAGUGACCCUGGACAAUGCAAGUGCAAAUGUAAUAGAUCUUUCUUCAUCAGCAGAUGUGGAAUUCUGUGAAUGUCCUCAAGGUUAUACAGGAAUAUCAUGUGAGUCCUGUCUCCCUGGGUACUACCGAGUGGAUCGAAUACUCUUUGGUGGUAUUUGUCAACCCUGCAAAUGCAAUGGGCAUGCAACUGAAUGUGAUACUCAAGGUGUUUGCUUUGCUUGUCAGCACAACACGACAGGACCUUUUUGUGAUCAGUGCUUGCCUGGCUUUUAUGGAAGUCCAUCCCAAGGAACUCCUGAGGACUGCCAGCCCUGUGCCUGUCCUCUGAGCUCUGCUGCAAACAAUUUCAGUCCUACUUGCCAGCUGAGUGAAGGAGAGGGAAUUGUCUGUGAUAAAUGUCUUCCAGGCUAUACUGGCUCUCGGUGUGAAAGGUGUGCAAAUGGUUACUAUGGAAAUCCACUGGUGCCUGGACAGUCGUGUGCUCCUUGUGAAUGCAAUGGCAAUGUAAACACUCAAGAAGAUGGUUAUUGUGAUACUGCCACAGGUCAAUGCUUGAAAUGUGUGGGGAACACAGCAGGUCUUCACUGUGAAAAGUGUGCUGAUGGGUACUAUGGGGAUGCAGUGACUGAGAAAAGUUGCCGUGCCUGUGAGUGCCAUGUGAAUGGCUCCCUUUCCAGCAUCUGUCAUCACAAGACAGGCAUCUGUGACUGCAAGUCAGACGUGAUUGGACAAAAAUGUGACAAGUGCUUGAAUGGCUAUUAUGGCUUGCUUACUGGACUUGGCUGUGUUCCCUGCAACUGCAGUCAAUUUGGCUCCAUCUCUGAAGACUGCAAUCAUCAAGGGCAGUGCCACUGCUUACCAGGAGUGACUGGAGAAAAGUGUGAUCGCUGUGCUCAUGGCUUUCACUCGUUGCAGAAUGGUGGCUGUACACCCUGUGACUGUGCUCAUACUCAGAACAACUGUAAUGCAGAGUCUGGUAAAUGCAUUUGUCCCCCUCAUACUCGGGGACCAAAAUGUGAACUGUGUGAAGAAAAUCACUGGGGACUCUCUCCUAAACUUGGCUGCAAGGCCUGCAACUGUAGUGGUUCUGGUUCAAAUAGUCUUCAGUGUGAUGUUUUGACGGGUCAGUGCCAGUGUAAAGCUGAAUUUGGAGGACAAAACUGUUCCAGAUGUGCAUUAGGCUACAGGGACUACCCAGACUGUGUUGCUUGUGACUGUGACUUAAGUGGAACCAAAGCAGAGAUGUGUGAUGUCACUGAAGGACUUUGUGCUUGUGAAGAAGAAACUGGUAUCUGUACCUGCAAGGAAAAUGUGUUUGGGCUACAGUGCAGUGAGUGUAAACCUGGAACUUUUGCUCUGUCUGCUAACAACACACUAGGUUGUAUUCCAUGUUUCUGUUUUGGGAUGUCCACAUCUUGUUUGGAAGUAGAAGAUCAUGUGAGAAUUCCUAUAACCUUAACUCCAGACCAGUCUGUUCUGCAUGUAGUAGCUCAAAGUAACCUGACUGGAACAGUGGAAGGAGUAUUUUCACAAUUUCCUGAUGUUUUACUGGAUGCUGCCAUUGUCAGAAAGUACUUAAAUACAGAAACAUUUUACUGGAGGUUACCAGAGCAGUUUCAAGGAGACCAGCUCAUGGCAUACGGAGGCAAACUGAGAUAUAGUGUUGCUUUUUAUGCUUUGGAUGGCUUUGGAACCUCAAAUUUUGAGCCACAGAUUCUAAUGAAAGGUGGUCAUACCAGCAAAUUGGUCAUCUAUGUAGACAGCCCUUCUCCAGAAAAUGGAAUAAGAAGUGAGAAAGAAGUGGAAAUGAAGGAGGAUUCUUGGAAGUAUUUUAAUUCUGUGUCUGACCAGCCUGUCUCACGUUCUGACUUCAUGUCUGUGCUAAGCAAUAUUGAAUACAUCCUUAUCAAGGCAGCCUAUGGCCAAGGAUUACAGCAAAGCAGAAUUGCAAAUAUCUCAAUGGAAAUUGCAGUGAAGUUUGAAGAGAUGCAUCUAGGCAGAUCUAGAGCUCAUCUUAUAGAGCAAUGUAGAUGUCCUACUGGCUAUGCUGGAUUCUCAUGCCAGAGCUGUGCUCCAGGAUACUACAGGGAGAAACCUAAGGAAUUCAGUGUAAGAGAGACUCAUAGUAUUAUAGCACCUUGUGUGCCAUGUCAGUGUAAUAAUCACAGCGAAACCUGCGAUCCUGAAACUGGAAAGUGUUUGAACUGCAGAGAUAACACAGUUGGCGAUUACUGCAGUGCUUGUGCUCCAGGCUACUAUGGAAAAGUAAUUGGAUCUGUCAACGACUGCUCUCUUUGUGCUUGUCCCAGAGCCAACCCUGUUAGUUUUAGUCCUACUUGUAUCCUGAAAGGCGUCCGCGAUUACCACUGUGAUGCUUGUCUCCCAGGUUAUGAAGGACAGUACUGCGAAAAGUGCUCCCUUGGCUACUAUGGUGACCCUCAGCUUCCUGGAGGCAGCUGCCACCUGUGUCGAUGCAAUCCAAGUGGUUCUGUUCAUCUUAAUUGUGAUCGUGCGACUGGCAAGUGCCUCUGUAAGCAGGGAGUGACAGGACAGCUCUGUGAGGAGUGUGAACCAAGACAUCUUCUUCUGGAAGAAGAGUGUGUUUCUUGUGAUGACAACUGCACAGGAGUUUUGCUAAACAACUUGGACGGUCUCAGUAAAGACAUACUUUCACUGAACAUUACUGGUAUUGUCCUCGUGCCCUCUGGGAUACUAUCAGAGCUGGAGAAUGCAACAAAACAUUUAAAGGGCUUUAUAGCUCCUAGAGAGGAUCCAACAUACUCGUUAGCUACGGCAGAAGAAGGUCUUCUGAGUUUGUCAAGAGAUGUUGAUCAGUUGCCUGAAGAGUCAUCUAGAAUUUUGAGAAAAGCUUGGCAACUUAACACAAUGACUCAGGAAACCAGGAGUAAAAGUAAAGAACUGAGCGGAUUUAUUGACACAGUACAUACAGCCAUCAAAGUACUUGCUGAAGUUGCAAUGUCACUAAAUGAAACACUGGGCCUGGACCUCCCACUGUCAAAUGUUACAUCUCAGAGCCUACAGGAUGAUAUUUCAACCCUACUGAAUGAACUGCGCAAGAAAGAUUUUGUUCAAAGGCACUAUAAUGCUACCAGUGUUCUAAAAGCUGCAGAAAAUUUGUUGCUCCACGUUCAGAAAGACUAUCUUAAACCCCAGAAGGAGCUUGCUGAGCUGAAAAAAGAUGCAAGCCAGCUCUUAUCAAAGCACAACAGCAAACUGCAAGAUGCCCAGGAUCUGGUGAAUGAUGCACUUGCUGACAUCAAUGAGACAAAUCGCUUGUUUCCUCUUAUUUCUAGUAACCUGGCAGAGUUAAAUGAAAAGAAGCUGAGUAUAAAGGAAAAUAAAGAAGUCUCAACCAUGCUUAUUAAAGAAGGAAAAUUCCUUGUAAAUGUUGCUGCUGCUCUUUCCCAAGAUGUAAAGAACUCUACAUCAAACUUGGAGGUCCACCAGGAUGAGCUACUCCAGUGGAAUACCAACUUGAGACACCAUGUGGAUGAGCUGGUGAUGCAGAUGUCUGUGAGAGGAGUGCUUGACCUGGUAUACAGAGCUGAGGAUCAUGCCGCUCAGUUCCAAAGACUUGCAGAUGCACUGGAGAGUGGCCUCUCAAAAGUAAAAGAUGUGACUUUGAAUGCAACAGCUGCAGUCUAUACCCACUCCAAUGUUAAAAAUGUGAUUGAAAGGACAGAGAGUUUGGCAGAUGAUGCAUCUAGGAUUGUGAAUGGCCCUUUGGAUUUACCAGAUGAAUCUCUCAGUCUUCUUGGUAAAGACACUCUGCAGCUUAGCUCCAAAGUUCAGAAUGAAGCUAAAAAUCUGAAGAAAAAAAGUAACGGCCUUUUAUCUGAAUUGAAUGGAUUGAGCAAAAAAAUAGAAAAGAUUCAGGAAAGUACUGUUAAAAUUGUCAACCAGCUUAAUGAUUCCCUGUUGGCACUGAAAGCGUUGCCCAAUGGUACAAGGAAAUACAUGCUGGAAGUGAAAGAGCUGGCUGUAUAUGCAAACAUCAGCACUAUGGUGGGUUUAAACCACUUUGGGGAUUUCAGUCAAAAGCUGCUGAAUGCUUCAUCUACAUUGUCCCAAGUUAAUGGCACAUUGAGGAAAACCAGUGAGCUUAUAAUUGAUUCAUCAAAAGCUGUAAUCACAGCUGAAAAACAAGCUAAAGAAGUUGAAGCACAAGCGAGACUUUUACUUGAUAGACUGAAACCUCUGAAAACGCUAGAAGAGAAUCUGAGCAGAAAUUUGUCUGAAAUUAAAGAGCUCAUCAGUCAAGCCCGGAAACAAGCAGCAUCUAUUAAAGUUGCAGUAUCAGCAGACAGAGAUUGUGUUCGUGCCUACCAGCCCCAGAUUUCAUCUACAAAUUACAACUCUUUAACCCUUAAUGUGAAAACUACUGAACCGGAUAACCUCCUUUUCUACCUGGGUAGCAAUGGAAAGACAGACUUCCUUGCUGUGGAGAUGCGACGUGGUAAGGUAGCUCUUCUUUGGGAUUUGGGCUCAGGAUCAACAAGAGUAGAAUACCCUGAUUUUCAAAUUGACAACAACAAAUGGCACAGAAUACAUGCAACCAGGUUUGGAAAAACAGGUACACUCAGCAUAGAGGAAAUGAACUCCAAUCAGAAGUCUUCACCUAAAUCUGCAACCUCACCGGGAACAGCUAGUAUACUAGAUGCUAACGAAUCAACACUAAUGUUUAUUGGAGGACUUGGAGGGCAAAUUAAGAAGUCACCUGCUGUUAAAGUAACACAUUUUAAAGGAUGCAUGGGAGAAGCAUCCCUGAAUGGAAAAUCUAUUGGUCUUUGGAACUACGUAGAAAGAGAGGGCAAGUGCAGUGGAUGUUUUGGAAGCCCACAAGAUGAAGACACUUCAUUUCAUUUUGAUGGCAGAGGAUACUCAGUUGUUGAGAAGGCACUUCGGUCAACAGUGACUCAGAUAAUAAUAUUCUUCAGCACCUUUUCACCUAAUGGCCUACUUCUGUAUCUUGCUUCAAAUGGCACUAGAGAUUUCUUGUCCCUUGAGCUUGUUGAUGGCAAAGUGAGACUGGCUGUUGAUCUAGGCUCAGGACCUCUUGUUCUGACAACAGAAAAUCGUUACAACAAUGGAACAUGGUAUAAAAUUUCAUUCAGUCGGAACAAGAAACAAGGAAUGCUGGCAGUCACGGAUGCAUAUAACCUUAAUUACAAAGAAACCAAGCAAGGAGAAGCACCUGGGGUUGCCUCAGACUUGAAUCGCUCUGAUAAGGACCCAAUCUUCAUUGGUGGGCUCCCAAGAUCAAGGGCUGUGAGGAAAGGUCUUAAUAGUAGGAUGUAUGUGGGAUGCAUCAAGAAUCUGGAAAUAUCCCGUUCAACCUUUGACUUGCUUAGAAAUUCAUACGGAGUAAGAAAAGGCUGUAUAUUGGAGCCUAUUCGUAGCGUGAAUAUCUUGAACAAUGGAUAUAUCGAGUUGGAACCUAAGUCCUUAAGUCCAGAAUCAGAACUGAUGGCAACUUUUGCUACAAAGAACAGCAAUGGUAUUAUCCUUGCUGGACUCAGUAGGGGACUGGAGAAGCGACGGCGCAGACAAGCACAUUUGCCCUUCUUUUCCAUUAUGCUGAUUGAUGGUCAUCUUGCAGUGCAUGUUAAUGCUGGAGAUAGAGCAAGUACUAGAAAAGUAAUUCUUAGGUCUGCUAAUGGAACAUACAGUGACGGACAAGAACACUCUGUCAUCCUAAUUCGGAAUAAGAGAAUCAUAACUAUACAGGUGGAUGAAAGUAACCCCUCAGAACUGAGGCUUGGUUCAUCAGCAGAAAUGAGCCCUAUGAACAUUUCCAACUUCUAUGCUGGUGGCAUCCCUGCAGGAGAGGGCUUCUUUGGGCUAAAAAUGGCUGGUUCCUUUUAUGGCUGUAUCAGCAAUCUUAUUUUUAACAAGGAACUUUUGGAUUUCACCACUUCCAUGAAGUAUGAACAUGUGGAUAUGGGCAGCUGCUUUUUGUCAGAAAAGCCUAAAACAGCCAUGCAGCUAGAAGACAUGGAGAUUCAGGCUGAACUACCAAUUCCCGUGAGGCCUCCUACAGAUACAAAAAAAGUAGCUUGUGCAAAAGAUGAGCUGCCUGGUCAUGUUCAAGGUGCCCAUCAGUUUGGACUUGCCAAAGGCAGCCACUUGAUGCUGCUCUUCAAUCAGACUACUGUCAGAAAAAAGCUUUCUGUCCAGCUGAAUCUUAGAACCUUUGCCUCCAGUGGCCUGAUUUACUACAUGGCUCACCAGAACCAAAUUGAUUAUGCAGCCUUACAGCUUCUUGGGGGACAGCUCUAUUUUUCAUUUGAUUUAGGCAAAGGAAGAGCAGUAGCUUCUCACCCUGCUAUUAUCAAUGAUGGAAAAUGGCAUACGAUAAGGACAGAAUAUGUUAAAAGAAAAGGUAUCAUCAUUGUGGACGGACAGGAAUUGGUAUCAGUCAGUGCCCUGGGAGAUGGCAGCACUUUGGAUGUGGAGGGCAAGCUGUAUGUGGGAGGACUCCCCUUAGACUAUGUGGCGAAGAAUCUUGGAAAUGUGACUCACAGCAUUCCUGCCUGCAUUGGCAGUAUGACGAUUAACAGCAAGCAACUGGAUAAGGAGAGCCCUGUCUCCAUCUUUGCUGUGAAUAAAUGCUAUGCAACAGUGCAGGAUGGCACAUUCUUUGAUGGAAGUGGUUUUGCUGCUCUUGUCAGAGAAGGUUACAAAGUCCGGACUGAUGUGAACAUCACGCUUGAGUUUCGUACUACAGCCAUGCAUGGAGUUCUCCUUGGAAUCAGCAGCGCUAAAGUUGAUGCCAUUGGAUUGGAGAUUGUAAAUGGCAAGGUUUUAUUCCAUGUCAACAAUGGAGCUGGCAGAAUAACAGCUAUGUAUGAACCAGGAGUUGCAAACAGUUUAUGUGAUGGAAAAUGGCACAAGCUUCAAGCAAACACAAGCAAAUAUCGUAUCUCACUGAUAAUUGAUGGGAAUUUGGUUCAAACUGAUAAUCCCCACAUUCAGUCAACAUCUGCAGAUACAAACAAUCCCAUUUAUGUUGGAGGUUAUCCUGGUGAUGUGAAACAGAACUGUCUCACAAGCAAGACCUCAUUCCAUGGCUGUCUGAGGAACCUCAUGCUAACCAAGGGCCAACAGGCUGACUUGUUUGACUUCAGCAGAGCUUUUGACCUGCGUGGAGUCUUUCCUCAUUCCUGCCCCGGAGCUCAGAAAUGAACUGAACAAGGCCUGUCAGGGUUUUUUUUUGUUUAUCAGUUGUUUAUCAUUCUCAUUUCAUAAUGGAAAGAAUUCCCCCCCCCCCCCUUUUUUUUUUUUUUUUUUUUUUUUUUUGUGAGAGUCUGCAUCUCUUUGAUCUUCUGAUUGUUUUUCAACUCAGGUCAUCUUUUUUUUUAGUCAGAAACUCUAUGUCUGUAUUGAACUAGAAUUUUUCGAAAUAACAAAUACCUCUACUACAAUAUUUAGUGACAUUAAUUGGAUAUUUCUCUUUUGGGAAUUUUUAUUAAUCGGUGUUUACAAUAUGUGUUCUCUUGAUUACUUGUCAGUAUUUCAUUUUAUUGUGUGUUGGUCAUUUUAUAAACAGGUAAUAAUGUUGAGCCACAUGAUAAAAC
Messenger RNA from Lagopus muta (rock ptarmigan), 10662 nucleotides. RefSeq names its product laminin subunit alpha 1 (gene LAMA1). Gene Ontology annotation, molecular function: extracellular matrix structural constituent; signaling receptor binding. Lineage: Eukaryota; Metazoa; Chordata; Aves; Galliformes; Phasianidae. The record is from RefSeq and is a predicted model, not a curated record. Gene Ontology annotation, biological process: blood vessel morphogenesis; regulation of cell migration; cell adhesion. Bases 563 to 10270 code for a protein of 3235 amino acids. The transcript is spliced from 63 exons. Gene Ontology annotation, cellular component: basement membrane.